GCAGUAGGAAAUGCCAAGAAUAUAAGUAUGCGUGAAUAUAUACUUUCUGAAUGAAAAUUACUUUAUCAGGAAUAUAUUUUUAAAUGUAAACCAUGAUAAAAAAUAUGUAAGUUGCAGUGCAUUUUAGACUGCCUUCUCUUUCAUCUUUUUGUCUGGAAAAUGUCCAUAAAUAUACACAAAAUAUUUUAAGAACCUAAAUAGUCAAGUAAUGUUGAUCCUUUGAAGAGUUGUAUUGAAGUAGAUGCUUGUAGCCAAAAUGCUGUCUGGUGGCUUUCUGUUUUUUGUUUGGUUGUUUGGUUUUUUUUAUUUUUUUUAAAGUAGUGGAUCAAAAUCUUGGGCUUGGAGGGAAAUUCUGUGUCUUUUUAUUUUUUUUCCUUGUUGCGUAUUAUGUUAUGGAAGAGAAAUACUUCUGGAACACCUGAUUUGUCCAAGUUGUUUAUGAGGCAGUCUCUGGGUUUCAUUCCUUGGCUUUGCCCAAUGCCCUGUUCUCACUGCAGCAGUAGCCACACUCACAUUUGGAUGUGUCACAUCUGCUGCUGAAAUGGAGACUCUGCCUGGUUAUGAGGUACUGAGGGGAAAAGAGCAUCACGCUUGGCUGCUCACCUUGCCCAUUUCACUGUAAAUAAUGGAGACCAAGGAGGAGAAGAAGGAGCGGCGACAAGGCUAUUUUGCUCGCUUGAAAAAGAAAAGGCAAGUCAAACAAACCACCGAGACUGUCUCUGCCAAUUCCUCUGGAUCUCCCGUUUCCAAAACACCUUCUGAGAAAGAUGAUGAAAGUAAAGUUAUUUUGGAGCAAAUCAGUUCCUCUGAAGACAACUGUAAAUUUCCUGGGGAAAAGGAAACUGCUCCAGACAAGGAAAAGAAAAAGAAAAAGUACAAUCAACUGAAAGACAUCAGACGCACAGAACUGAAGAGAUACUAUAGUACUGAUGACAAUCAAAACAAAAGCAAUGAAAAAAAAGAGAAGAAGAUGGUUUCUCAGAAGCCCCAUGGUACCAUAGAAUAUACAGCUGGAAAUCAGGACACCAUAAACAGCAUAGCAUUAAAGUUCAACGUCACCCCAAACAAGCUUGUGGAGCUCAAUAAGCUUUUCACACAGACAAUUGUGCCAGGCCAGAUUCUCUUUGUGCCAGAUACAAGUGCUGGGAGGCUGUCUUCUAGUCCUGGUGCUCCUGUUUCUCCUUCAUCAUCCGAUGCUGAAUAUGAUAAACUCCCUGAUGCUGAUUUGGCAAGAAAGGCUUUCAAACCAGUGGAGAGAGUCCUGUCCUCUACUUCAGAAGAGGAUGAGCCUGUGGUUGUCAAAUUUUUAAAAAUGAAUUGUCGUUACUUCACAGAUGGUAAGGGCGUUGUUGGAGGAGUCAUGAUAGUAACUCCAAACAAUAUCAUGUUUGACCCACAUAAGUCUGAUCCUCUGGUAAUUGAGAAUGGCUGUGAAGAAUAUGGGCUCAUCUGCCCCAUGGAGGAGGUUGUCUCUAUAGCUCUCUACAAUGACAUCUCUCACAUGAAGAUUAAAGAUGCAUUGCCAUCUGACAUACCAAAGGAUCUUUGUCCUCUGUACAGGCCGGGAGAAUGGGAAGACCUGUCCUCUGAGAAAGAUAUCAAUCCUUUCAGCAAAUUCAAAUCCCUUAGCAAGGAAAAGAGGCAGCAGAAUGGAGAUGCAUCUGUUGCUCUGGGUGCCAAACAGAUAAAGCCUUCUGAUAAGGAAAAGUCCGCUGAUUUUGAAGUUCUUCAGUCAUCGGAGAGUACGGGCUCAAUCAAAUCCAAGUCUCUGGAGUUUCCCAACAACAUCACUGCCACUGAACAUUUGGAAAAGUUUGAUGCAGAUGCAUGUACCAAGGACCCUUCCAGGGAAAAAAAUGCUUCAGAUACCAAAACCAAAGAAAAAUCCCUUCUAGGAGAAGGAGAGGAUGAGUUCACUGAGCUGGAAAAGACAUCAUCUCGUAUGGAUAGAGGGUUGGACAGGAAAAUCUCAGUAAUGGAAGGCUUGCUGGCUGACCCCAGGGACUUGGGGAGAACUAAGCAGCAGGUAACCAAACCUACUACAGAAGUCCAGGAGCACUUGACAGUUGAUUCCUUGGAAAAAAAGGACAGUGUUGAACCUAAAGCUGACUUAGACUUAGAGCUGUGUGAAAAGCAAGAUGUUAUUCCAGAAGUAAACAAAUGUGUCAGUACCCCGACAGGUAAGGUGGAGACGGAAUUGGACACUAAGAAAGAGCUAGAGAAAGAUAAACUUAUUGAAUUUUACCUCAAUAAAGAUGGAAAUGGGUCUCAGUCAUCUGAAGACUUACACAAGGCUGAAAUCCAGAAAGGUGAAAACAAUAAAGCAAUUGGCAUAGACCUUACACUUAGCUGUUCAAAGUCCCAAGCUAAUGAAGUCCAUACAGUUAAAAGUAUGGAGCUUGAUUCCUGCUGUGUUGAAAGGAAAGCACCUUCAUUAGAAAUCAGCUCAGCAGCAGCAGAGGAAAAGGAUCUGGAAGAGUCUGUGGACUCUUCAUUAGUACCAGCUGUAGACAAGACCUGUCAAGAAACCCAGUUAGACAAUCAAUCAGAAAUCAGACUGUGGCUGCUGCAGAAAAUUCAAGUGCCAAUUGAAGAUAUGCUUCCUUCAAAAGAGGAGAAGAGCAAGACUCCUCCAAUGUUUCUGUGCAUUAAAGUAGGCAAGCCCAUGAGAAAGUCCUUUGUGUCUCAGAGCACGACUGUGUCUCAACAGUACAGUAAAAAGAUAAAGCAACCAGAAUACUGGUUUGCUGUUCCUCGGGAAAGGGUGGAUCACUUGUACACAUUUUUUGUUCAGUGGUCACCAGAAAUAUAUGGGAAAGAUGCCAAAGAGCAAGGUUUUGUUGUGGUAGAAAAGGAGGAGCUUGACAUGAUUGACAACUUCUUUAGUGAGCCCACUACUAAAAGCUGGGAGAUCAUUACUGUAGAAGAAGCUAAACGACGAAAGAGUGUUUGCAGUUACUAUGAAGAAGAAGAAGAAGAUGACGAUACUUUGCCUAUCCUAAAGCAUCACAGCGCUCUUCUGGAGAACAUGCACAUAGAGCAGCUCGCCCGGCGCUUGCCCGCGCGGGUGCAGGGCUACCCGUGGCGCCUGGCAUACAGCACGCUGGAGCACGGGACCAGCCUGAAGACUCUGUACCGCAAAUCGGCCUCUCUCGACAGCCCAGUCCUCCUCGUCAUCAAGGAUAUGGACAACCAGAUAUUUGGAGCGUAUGCUACUCAUCCCUUCAGGUUUAGUGACCAUUACUAUGGCACUGGUGAAACAUUCCUCUACACUUUCAGUCCGCAUUUCAAGGUAUUUAAAUGGAGUGGAGAAAACACCUACUUCAUCAAUGGUGACACUACCUCUCUGGAGCUUGGAGGUGGAGGUGGCCGGUUUGGUUUAUGGUUAGAUGCAGAUUUGUAUCAUGGGCGAAGCAACUCCUGCAGCACCUUCAAUAAUGACAUCUUAACUAAGAAAGAAGAUUUCAUAAUACAAGAUGUAGAAGUAUGGACAUUUGAGUGAAACACUGACUGCCUUAAGGACUGGAUCCAUUAGGCACUUAAAAGCUAUCCAGAAGGUGCAGGCUGCCUCACAAUGUUACACGCUUUUUCCUCAAGUUUGUACCAGAGCAUGACUACGCAAAAAAUCCAACCGAACAACCCAAGAAUAAAAGAAUUGGUUUUGAGAGGCAGUAAGAGACAGAACAGUGAGAGAUCACUCUGAAGUGUUUUCUACUUCCUCUUCAGCACUCUUCAAUUGAAGAUACAAUGCUUAUGAAAAUGUUCAUGAUGUAUAAGUUGAAAACUUUUUAUGUAACUGUGAAAAAGAUCCUGUGGAAGAACUAUAACUGUCUAGUACAUUCCAUGUGUAUUUAUGUUCAACAUGCAAAUGCUGACCAAAAAUAAAAGGUUAAUUUACCAAAAUCUACAGCAUACUGUUUGCCAUGGAAAAGAAUCAGAAAUAGGUGUACACAGCACUUAAGGGAACAUGUUUUUUAAAAUUAUUUUAUUUAUUGUUACUGUAUAGUAGGUUUUUUUGUAAAGGUAUUAGCUAUGAGGUUUUUUGUUUAAUGUUUCAAAUCUCAUUUUGAUAAUUACUGUUGAGGUGAGUUUCUUAUGCAUUGGCAUUUAUUCUGAAUCAAUUUAUUUGAUUUCUGAAGUUAAUUUUUAUAUUUUUAUUUUGUAAAUGAAAUUUGGUUUUCAUUAUACCCUAAUUAGAGGGUUUGUUUUCCUGGCAGAAACACUUGAGUGCAUAAUUCUGUUUCAUUUUCUUUUCCUGAAAUUAGGGAGAAGGUGGAUAGGGCUUCUUCUUAACUCUGCUGUCACAUUCCUGUUAAUAUAUAACUAUUUUGGCAGUGUAUGGAGACGCUGGGCAACUGCCCCCUGGUGUAGACUUUAUCAGUUCAGUUGCAGUCCACAGAAUUGGGAUAGCAUGCUCUGAGCACCUGCCUGAGUAUUAUUUGACUGAUUAUGAAGGAGAUUUCUAAGAGAACUGUUUUUCUGUAUCACCACAAAAUGGUUCAAAAUAAGCCACCCACUGUGCUUUUAUAAGCACUUCUCUACAAAUUGAAGAAUUUGUUAAGGAGAAAAUACAAUUGAGAUUUAGCGAAGAAAGUUCUUUUCCUUACAGACCAGGUCAUGUUAGUGUAAAACUUGUUUUCCUAAUAAUUACACAUAAUUUCCUUUAAAAGACUACUUCAAGCAGUGGUCUGGUUUAGGAUUUGACAGUCAACUAAAUAUUCUUGUUUGUUUUUAAUGAAAUUAUCAGAUACUUCCCCCUCCCCCAGCCAAAUCUCUACAUUACAAAAUCUGUGAAAUUUAUUUUAUGAAUAAAAUAUAUUACAAAAUCAUAAAAGAUUUGGUAAAUGGGGAGAGUGUGAGAGAGGACUGGCAAUAUUCACUGUUUGCUAAGGAAUUCUGCAUUGCCAUUAAGCUGUGGUUUUGUUUACACAAUCCAGGCCUAACUAAUAUUAUUAAGAUGCUGUCCUGCCCUUAGACUUGAAUGUUUCAUUGUCCUGAGAAAGGCAAGUUUUAGAGACAGUAGUGUGCAUUAAAACAGAAAAAUCUAAUGUUGGAAUAUUAUUAACUGAGUAGUACAACUCAAUUUAGAUACUGCUCUUUCCCUUUUGAAUAGAGUCAAUAAUAAUAAAAAAAACCAAUUGCUUUUCCUUCAAAAGCAUUUCUAAAUCUUAAUCUUGCACAGAAGUUUCACAGUCUAAAAACCAGUGCUAUACACAGUAAGCCUGUAACACGCUGCACAUGAGCUUUUCACACUUCCUUUCUUUGUGGUCUAAUACAGCCAUAAAUAAAGUUCUUAUUGGUAAUGCUUUAAAAUAUUUUGGAAGUUAUUAACAGCAUAAUGCUUUGAAGAUACCCAGAAUAUCUAACACUCUUUGCUCUUUUAAAUGAUGGAAGAAGACCACUUAGUAGUUUAAAAAAACCCAACCAAACCAACACCCAACAAAAAAUCCCCACAACAAACAAAAUGAAACCAAGUUCAACAUUUUGCAUACAUUUCACUCUUGCUACCUACAACUUACUCCAUUAUAUUAUCCUUGUCAAAGCAUAUCUAAACGCUGUGGUCUAUAUUCAAAACAGUGUUGUUCAAUCAAAAUUCUGUGACCCUUGAAACUAUGAAUAUUGAAUAUAUGUAAUGCAGUGCUAUCACAAUAUUUUCAAUAAAGGAAUUUAUGCAUUCAGAA
Passer montanus (Eurasian tree sparrow) is the source of this 5681-nucleotide messenger RNA. It is a transcript of the gene NCOA7, whose product is annotated as nuclear receptor coactivator 7. Gene Ontology annotation, cellular component: nucleus. The transcript has 16 exons. NCBI's taxonomy places the organism in Eukaryota, Metazoa, Chordata, Aves, Passeriformes, Passeridae. Gene Ontology annotation, biological process: response to oxidative stress; regulation of transcription by RNA polymerase II. The coding region runs from base 626 to 3502 and encodes 958 amino acids. The record is from RefSeq and is a predicted model, not a curated record.